Molecule: messenger RNA, 4504 nt
Organism: Portunus trituberculatus (swimming crab)
Lineage: Eukaryota; Metazoa; Arthropoda; Malacostraca; Decapoda; Portunidae
Product: tetratricopeptide repeat protein 17-like
Exons: 20
Coding region: 67-3600 (1177 amino acids)
Biological process (GO): actin filament polymerization
Cellular component (GO): actin cytoskeleton; cytoplasm
Molecular function (GO): protein binding
Source: RefSeq, a predicted model, not a curated record
GCUCAGUGUGAAGUGGAGGAUGCGGCGUUCUGGCGGCGAGUUAACGACGUCAACACAACGUGAAGGAUGGCGGGGGGCAGGUUCAGUGUCCGCUGCUUACUUCUCGGCAUUUACACCUUUUUCGUAUUAAAGGCGUAUUGCACCACACACUGGGUCGUUACUGAAGAUGACAAGAUUCAGGCACAGAUGGACUCCAUAUUCCAGCUGCGGCGGCCGUACGACUUCUUGGCACUGGCCCAGCAGGAGCAGCGGGCCAUGCAGGUGGAGUCCCUGAAGAGAGAACUUGUUUCCCAAAAGUCACAAAUUGACCGUAACGAAGACAAGGACACACAGUUAGAGGAAAGAAUAUAUCGCACUGAUUCUGACUGUGUCUUGGCUGGACGACCUCUAACAGAGUUUGACCUUUAUGCCAGCACAGUGGUUAACAUGGAGAGUGCUGGCAUCAGGCUUGAGGAACACCUUGGAACUCCUCCUGGAGAGUCUGAGGCACUGUUAGAACCAGAAUGUGUCCUCACCUUUGAGCUGCCUUUCUCCAUGAUGGCCUACGAACACCUUGAGGGCGUGCGUUCCCGAGACAACCUAACGGCCAGCAUUGAGGAGGAGCUAUCUGCCGUGGGAGGUGAAGGAAAUGUAUCUGUGUGGGGCCAUCGGGUUGCCACUGGACUGGUGAAGAAUGCCACCUCCUGGGUUCUGUAUUCCCUGGCCACUCAGUACUGGAGGGUGAAGGCCGAACCCUACCAGGCUGUAGAGUGUGUGAGGAGGGCACUUCACUUUGCUCCAAGACACUUUCGAUACAUACCAAAAGUUCACCUUGGCAACAUCCUACACCGAGCACGUCGGUCUGAUGAGGCAGUGUUGGUCCUUCAUGCCGCCAUUGACCACUUCCGUAACUCCCCUAUGGCCCACAUCACCCUGGGCAACGUGUAUGCGACAUUGGCCUUCUAUAAUGUAUCUGUGUUGUGCUUUGAAAAUGCUCUAUAUAUGUCUCCAGGAGAUCAGAGUUUGCGACGAAGAAAGCAUGCUGUUCUAUGCCAUUCUAAGCUGGAGGCAGCAUUGGAGAACCAGCACCAGUCACUCCAGAGAACACUAGGGGAGUUAAGAGACUACCAGAAGCGUCAUGAGGAGUGGUUGUCAUUGCAGCAAAAAUUGCUUCUGGAACAGGCAACACCAGAAAUGAAAUUAGAAUCCCGAUUGGAAUAUGAAGAACAGAAAAUAAGGGAAAGCACAGAUGGAAGAGGGCAAGACUGUUUUCAGUACCAGCAAGAUGGACAUACAUUUCUCAGUUGUAACAUGAGGAGAGAUCAGCUGGAACAGCGGGGCUCCCCAUCAGAGCUGUUGUUGGAUCUCCAAAGUCUUUUGCAUACAGUGGAGUCUGAAGCACUGAGGCUGGGCCAACAUGUGCUGAAAAGGAAACCAUUACUGAUGUCACAGAUGCCUCAGAUAACACCCCUACACCCAGCUAAAACUUAUAGGAAUGGUGGAGGGACAGGAGUGCUGGACAUGGCACUUGGUGAAGGAUUUCCUACAGCUGAACAGUGUGAGAAGGCUGCUCCUUUGCCUCAGUGGGAUGAUUUUCCUUCAGUCUUUCUUCCUGCAGAGAACAAAGGAUUCUCUGUGGAUCGCUUUCUGAGUGAUGACAUUGAUGUGAGCUUCAGCGAGGAGCAUCCCCUCCCAUGGCAUCCUCCCAUCUGUGAGCGACUGACAGAUACAGUUGAAGGCAUUGAUGACAUUCCCGGCAUCAAGGAGCGGCACACUCUCACUACUCGCAGUCGAGACCCCCAUGCAGUGCCUUACCUUCUCAAGUACGGCCACCAGGGCAUGGAAGCAGAGAUUGGCCAGCGCAUCAGCAGUGCGAUGAAAAAGGGUGUUGGGCCACAGUGGCUGCUGUACAACUUGGCAGGGUUGUACUGGAGGGUGCACGGGAACCUUUACAAUGGCAUUGAAUGCUUGCGGCGGGCAGUGGCCACAGCUCCUGAAGAAUGGCGGGAUGUGCCACUGGUGAACUUGGCAGCACUUCUGUACACAGCUGGGCACAUUGAUGAUGCCCUCACCCUCACCCUUCAGGCCAUGAGUGUGGCAGACCAUGAGCCUGAAACCAAUUUUUUGUUGGCCAACCUUUAUUGCGGGAAGGGCAACCUGACGGGCGCUUGGCAUCACUAUGAGAGGGUGUUAGCAGCUUCACCCACUCAUUCAUCUGCUCUCCAAUAUCUUACUGCUCUUGCCUGCCACACACGGCCUCCUCGCUCCACACACCCCUUGCCCACCUGCCAGAACCAGCAUGGAGGCAUGGAGGAAGGUGUUUGCACAACUGAUGGAGGUUGCCAGGCUACUCUUGACACAUCUGUGGAAGAUAAGAAUGGCUUGGAAGAGGUCAUAAGUUUAGAUCUUGAUAAUGAAGCUGAUGAAGUAGAGGAAGUGGAAGAUGAGAAGGAAAAAGGAAUUGAGAAAGAAAAGGAAGAGGAGGUGGAGGAAGGGGAACCAUUAGGCCCUACAGACCGUGAGAUGGCAGAGGACUCCAUCAAAAAAAUAGAAGACCCACAGGGACCAGACACCAAGGUUAGCUCCACCAAUAAACAAAUCCAUGUGCGCAUUGGGGUGAGUACUGAGGAGUCCUCAGCAUCAUUCAGUGCCAGUGGGUCUGAGAGUGUGGGAGGCAGCAACAGCUUCAGCAGUGGCAGUAGUAGUAGUAGUACUGGUGGCAGCAGCAGUGGCAGCAGUAGCAGUAGUAGUAAUGGCAAUGGUAGCGGCAGCAAUGGAGCUAGCAGCAGCAGCAGCAGCAGCAGUUCCAUGAGUGGGUCUGACACAGCAGUGGUAGAAGAUGACCCCUUACCUGAUGUGCUGCUGCGGGUGCGAGAGAGGGUAGCCUCUCCUCCGCCUCCACCUCAUGUGUGUGAUAGAGCCAACAAGCUCAGCGAUGUCAAGCACUUCACCUCCACCUGGCUUUCUGUCUCAGCCAAAAGCAUAGAUAUUGCUGAAUAUCUGGUUCCCAGUCCUGCUGUGGGCACUCAGCUGGAAGAGCCUAUCUGUCGAGGGGACCUGCCAGCCUCUAUGCAUACCUUGGAUCACCUGGCUGGUAUUAGACACCGGCAUCUGCUACCUCACUUCCCAGAGAUGGGACUGAGGGAGGCUCUUCAGACACUCACUGAUCGCACUCCAGUCUCUGUUGAUCUAAUGGCUACCAGGAUUGCCAGAUCCCUUGCUAAGAAUGAGACCUCAUGGGUGGUGGCAACAGCAGCAGCCCUGUACUGGAGAGUGGUGGGCAGCGGGGAGCGUGCUGUGGACUGCCUCAGACAUACCCUCCAUUAUGCACCUCGGCACAUGAAGGACAUCCCUCUUAUAUCCUUGGCAAAUAUCCUUCACAGGGCAGGGCUCUACAAUAAUGCUCUUGUUGUAGCAAACAUGGCAUUAGAAAUAUCCCCAAAGUUUGUAGUCAUUCAUUUUACAAUGGCUAAUAUUUAUGCUGCCAAGGGUGAUAUGGAGAAAGCCACUGCCUUUUAUCAGUCAACCUUAGCAUUGCAGUCUUCCUUUGAGCCGGCUCGGGACAGACUAAGAGCAAUACAGUGUGCAACGCUUGGGGAUGAAAACUCUGCAAAGAACUGAAGUAUUGUUCUUUAUUUUCUUUAUAUUUCCUUUUAAAAAGGAAUAACACUAAAAGUUUUUAACAAGAAGAGUAUGUAAAUAUUGAACUGUUGAAAAUAUGCAUUGUGCAUCAUGAAGUGUUUUCCAGAGCUUUAAUGUAGUAGUAUAGAACUUGCGUAUUAGCAACACCAUUGUUCUUGACUCCUUGUGGGAAUAUGGAGAUUUUGAGAUGGACUUUUUCACAUAGUGCUAAAACACUAUUACUGUGGUUUUCUAUGUACUAUUGAGUCCUAUUAGUCUCCUUUUUCUUUCUAACUCAUAUUACUGGGAAACUCUUGUUCUUCUAACAAAUUUAGUUAUUAGCAACAUUGAUGACAACAACAACUAGUUGGGAAUUUCUUGCCUGGUAAAAAGUUUCAAAAUUGUCAGUGAAUAUUUACACACUCAUUUUCAGUACUUAGUGAUAGCCAGGAAGAUCUACACCAUUUCGUCAUGUUCUGGCAGUUAUGGCAAACAGAUGGUAGUGUCUUUUCUAUUAUUCCAAAACUAUUAAGCUAAGUUUUCUACCACAGAAAUCUUUUUUAGUUCUGUAGGAAUUUCAUAUUUGAUUUAAGUUAUCUCAAUGAAGGUGGACAAAUCCUUCAUUUUGAUAUAUCUGGCAACCCAACAACUGUUGUCACUGCAUCCUGCAUAGUCUGCCAAGGUGCUUCUGUCACCUUGCAACUGACCCAUCUUAAACCUGUCCUGAGUGAAGUCUGCCUCCAGUCUGUGUGGUCACUAGGGAAGCCCACAGAAGACCAUACCCAUACUCAUUUGAUAUAAGGAUUUUUGUGUAUUCUGUUAUUAUUAUUAUUAUUGUUGUUGUUAUGAUAAGAAGUUUUAUAAUUUUAUUAUUGUUAUUAUUAUUAUUAUUAUUAUUAUUAUU